Messenger RNA from Schistosoma spindalis, 2097 nucleotides. Lineage: Eukaryota; Metazoa; Platyhelminthes; Trematoda; Strigeidida; Schistosomatidae. The record is from the annotation of a GenBank genome assembly.
CCGCGCUAUAAUCAGUUUCAAGGUCUGGAUUCUGCCGAAUGGAUAGUUUACUCUUAGAUGUAAUUUCGGCAGCAAAAUUUGGAUUCGACCUAUAUAUAGACCUCUUGCAUGACUGCGAUUUCUCUGCAUUAAUAGUAUCAUCCAUAACAUUUAUACUCAUUUUCUCAGUUUUCGAAAUAUCUGGUGGCAGGCUAGCAUGUUCCUUUUUCGCUUGUCUGAGAAAGACUCCCUUUAUAAGAUCCUACAUCAAUAAGAAGAUAGAUGAAGCUUCAAAAGAAAUACAUAGAGAGGUUCAUAAAAAAACCUCACAUAUUGUAUUUGAAAAGAACCUUCCUAUCUGUGGACAAACUGUGGAGAAUGUACUAUCAAGUGCUCGGAAGUAUAAAACAUUGGAAUAUAUAAAGUGGGACGAAGGAUUUGUUUCUGGAAGCGUUUACCCAAGAGAUAAAGCUCUUACAGUUUUGUGCUCGGAUAUCUAUAAGGAAUUCCUCUGGACAAAUCCAUUACAUCCGGAGCUUUUUGUUGAUAUUCGACGAAUGGAAGCUGAGGUUGUACGUAUGUGUGUUACAAUGUUCCAUGGAGAUGAAGAUGCAUGCGGUACCACUACAUCAGGAGGAACAGAAAGCAUUCUUCUUGCAUGUUUGGCUUAUCGUCAGCUUGCACGUGAACAUGGUAUAAAACACCCAACUAUGGUAAUUCCAGUCACAGCUCAUCCGGCAUUUGAUAAAGCUGCACAUUAUUUUUCUAUGAAAGUAAUUCAUGUACCAUUGGAUCCUAUUACAUAUAAAGUAGAUAUGAUUGAAAUGAAAUCAUCCAUAACCGAUGAUACAUGUAUGCUUGUUGGUUCAGCACCAGGAUUUCCUCAUGGAAUUAUUGAUCCUAUUCAAGAAAUUGCUAAAUUAGGUCAUAGAUAUAAUAUACCAGUUCAUGUGGAUUGUUGCUUAGGUGGUUUCCUUUUACCUUUUAUGGAAAAAGUUAAUUAUCCAAUUGGAGAAUUCGAUUUUCGGUUACCAGGUGUCACAAGUAUAUCAUGUGAUACUCAUAAGUACGGGUUUGCGCCAAAAGGCACAUCUGUUAUAAUGUAUAGAAAUCAAUAUUACCGAUCGAAACAAUACUUUACACAGACAACUUGGCCUGGUGGUAUAUAUGCUUCAUCAACUUUACCAGGAAGUCGACCUGGUGCGUUAAUUGCUACUUGCUGGGCGACAAUGAUGUAUCAUGGAGAAAAUGGUUAUUGUAAAUCUACUAAGCGUAUCAUCAGUACUACUCGUUAUAUUAUAAAUGAAUUACGUAAAAUACCGGGUAUAUUUAUACUUGGUGAACCAAAUGUUUCCAUUAUAGCAUUUAGUUCAAAUCAUUUUGAUAUUUAUCAAUUAAGUCAUUUAUUAUCCAAUCAACCAAAUGGACGUGGUUGGAAUUUAAAUAAUUUACAAUUUCCACCAGCAAUACAUUUAUGUAUUACAGAUAUGCAUACCAUGAAAGGUUGUGCAGAACAAUUUAUUCAAGAUGUUAAAGAAAUUGUUAAAGAAUUAAUGAUAAAACCAAAUAAAAAAUCUGAAGGUUCAGUUGCUCUUUAUGGAUUAUCACAAAUGAUACCGGAUCGUUCAAUUGUCACUGAAUUAGCUCAUUGCUAUUUAGAUGCAUAUUAUGAUACACCAAAUAAUGAAUCAUAAUAAUAAUAAUAAUAAUACAGGAAAGACAUUUUCUAGGGUUUCUCUUAUAUAAUCUAAUCAUACACUAUCAUGUAUACAUUUUUUUUUCAAUUCUAUAAAAACUGAUAUUCAUUAAGUAUUAUUCAUAUAUAAUAUGAACUUUAUUUUUCUGAAGAAGAAGAAAGAGGAAAAAGACGAAACAAGGAAUUUAAACGUUUAUAUGUCUUAAAUGAGUUUACUUUUUAUUCAUAGAAUAUUUUAACCAAACAAUUUUAUUUUAAUGUGUAUUUGGUUUUAUCAUCUAUUUCACUGGUUUUCUGUUUAUUUAUUUGUUUAUAAUGAUUGAGUUAUUUGAGAUUGAAGUGUAUUUGAUUGUUUGCUGUGUUUUAUUUUGUGGAGGUUCAUACAAUAGUAUACAGGUAAAUAAAAUUUUUGAAUGUGAAUA